Castor canadensis (American beaver) is the source of this 7455-nucleotide messenger RNA. RefSeq names its product leucine rich repeat kinase 1 (gene Lrrk1). Gene Ontology annotation, molecular function: protein binding; protein kinase activity; ATP binding. Gene Ontology annotation, biological process: protein phosphorylation. Lineage: Eukaryota; Metazoa; Chordata; Mammalia; Rodentia; Castoridae. The record is from RefSeq and is a predicted model, not a curated record.
GGCGCGCGGCCAGAGCGAGACGCGGGGACAGAGGGCGGUGUGACGACCAGGCCCCGGUCCGCCGGUGUCCUCCUGCGUCCCCGCGUCCCCGAUCGCCCGCACCCACCGCCCUGCCGGCCGCCGCAGAACAAGAAAAGUUUUUGCUCAUCCAUGACUGGGUGUCCGACCUGUAAUCCAUUCGCACAGGAGUGGUGGACGUGAGAACAGGGGGACCUGCUUUUGGAGAUUGGCUGUCUCAAGGGUUGAUGGCUGGAAUGUCGCAGAGACCACCCAGUAUGUACUGGUGUGUGGGACCAGAGGGAUCAGCUGUGUGUCCAGAGCCCACCAUGGAGGCCUCCAAUGGUGCCGGGGACAUGGGCAACAAACCGUCCCUGCCUGGCAGGGACUCCACAGCGCGAUCCCCCAGGACAGAUGACAUUCUUACCGCCUACAAGAAGAGAGACCUCAGCAGGGCCCGUGACCUGGUCAGGGAGGCUUGUGAUGAGAGCUCAUCCCAGCUGGAGAAGAGUCAACUCCUGAGCAUAUCAGCAGCCCACGGGGACCUGGAAAGCGUCCGGUGCCUACUCACUGAGAAACGGGUGGAACUGCCAACAGAACCCACUGAUGACAACCCAGCUGUGGUGGCGGCCCAUUUUGGGCACACUGAAGUUGUACAGGAAUUGUUAGAGUCCUUAGCAGGUCCCUGCAGUCCCCAGCGGCUGCUCAACUGGAUGCUGGCCCUGGCUUGCCAGCGAGGACACCUGGGGGUCGUGAAGCUUCUAGUCCUGACACAUGGGGCUGACCCAGAGAGCUACGCGGUCAGGAAGAGCGAGUUCCCUGUCAUCGUGCGCCUGCCUCUCUAUGCAGCCAUCAAGUCAGGGAAUGAAGACAUUGCCAUAUUCUUGCUUCGCCAUGGGGCCUUUUUCUGUUCCUACAUCCUACUGGACAGUCCUGACCCCAGCAAGCGUCUCCUCAGAAAGUAUUUCAUCGAAGCCAGCGCCAUGCCCAGCGGGUGUGCAGGGAAAACGGCACUUCGAGUGAAAUGGUCCCAUCUCAGGCUGCCCUGGGUGGAUCUGGACUGGCUCAUAGACAUCUCCUACCAGAUCACCGAGCUGGAUCUUUCUGCCAACUGCCUGGCUUCACUGCCUUCAGUCAUCCCCUGGGGCCUCAUCAACCUGCGAAAACUGAACCUCUCAGACAACCACCUGGGGGAGCUUCCCUGUGUGCAGUCAUCCGAUGAGGUCAUCUGUUCCAGGCUACUUGAAGUUGACAUUUCCAGCAACAAGCUGUCCCUCCUCCCACCUGGUUUCUUGCACCUGUCAAAACUUCAAAAACUGACAGCUUCGAAAAAUUACUUAGAAAAAUUGUUUGAAGAAGAAAACACCACUAACUGGAUCGGCCUGAGGAAGUUGCAGGAACUUGAUGUGUCUGACAACAAAUUAACAGAACUCCCCGCCCAUUUCCUGCACUCCUUCAAAUCCCUCAAUUAUCUGAACGUCUCCAAAAACAACCUGAAGGUGUUUCCAGAUCCCUGGGCCUGCCCUUUGAAAUUCUGUAAGGCGUCUAAAAACGCCCUGCAGGCUCUGCCAGACAAGAUGGCUGUGUUUUGGAAGAAUCACCUGAAGGAAGUGGAUUUUUCAGAAAAUGCUCUAAAGGAAGUCCCCCUGGGGCUUUUUCAACUCGAUGCCCUCAUGUUCUUGAGGUUACAAGGAAACAAGCUGGUGUCACUGCCACCUCAAGAGAAGUGGACCUGCAGACAGCUCAAGACCCUAGACCUCUCCAAAAACCAGCUUGGCAAAAAUGAAGAUGGGCUUAAAACAAAGCGUAUCUCCCUUUUCACCACCAGAGGGCGCCAGCGUUCAGGGACCGAGGCAGCAUGUAUGCUAGAAUUUCCAGCCUUCCUAAGUGAGACACUGGAAGUCCUUUGUCUGAACGACAACCAGCUGGACACAGUGCCCCCAUCAGUUUGCCUGCUGAAGAGCCUGUCAGAGCUCUACUUGGGAAACAACCCAGGCCUCCGAGAGCCCCCUGAGCUGGGCCAGCUGGGCAACCUGUGGCAGCUGGACAUCGAAGACCUGAGUAUCACCAAUGUGCCUGCAGAGAUCAGAAAAGAAGGCCCCAAGGCUAUGCUGUCUUUCCUGCGUGCCCAGCUGAGGAGAGCGGAGAAGUGCAGACUGGUAAAGAUGAUUGUCAUGGGGCCCCCGCGCCAGGGCAAGUCCACCCUCCUGGAGAUCUUACAGACGGGGCGGGCCCCCCAGGUGGCACACAGCGAGACCAUCAGGACCACCAAGUGGGAGCUCCAGAGACCAGCAGGUUCUAGAGCCAAGGUUGAGUCUAUAGAGUUCAAUGUUUGGGACAUUGGGGGACCUGCCAGCAUGGCCACCGUCAACCAGUGCUUCUUCACAGACAAGGCACUAUACGUGGUGGUGUGGAACCUGGCACUGGGGGAGGAAGCUGUGGCUAACCUCCAGUUCUGGCUGCUCAACAUUGAGGCCAAGGCUCCGAACGCCGUUGUGCUGGUAGUUGGAACACACCUGGACUUAAUCGAAGCCAAAUUUCGAGUGGAAAGAAUUGCAACCCUGCGUGCCUACGUGCUGGCGCUCUGCCGCUCACCCUCUGGGUCCAGAGCCACUGGCUUCCCAGACAUCACCUUCAAACACUUGCAUGAGAUUUCCUGCAAGAGCCUGGAAGGCCUGGAGGGACUGCGACAUCUGAUCUUUCAUGUCACGUGCAACAUGAAGGAUGUAGGCAGCACCAUCGGCUGCCAGCGACUCGCGGGGAGGCUGAUCCCCAGGAGCUACCUGAGCCUGCAGGAGGCUGUGCUGGCAGAGCAGCAGCGUCGCAGUCUGGGUGACGACGUGCAGUACCUGACAGACAAACAGCUGGAUCAGCUGGUGGAGCAGACGCCUGCCAAUGACAUAAAAGACUAUGAAGACCUGCAGUCUGCCAUCAGCUUCCUCAUAGAAACUGGCACACUACUGCACUUCCCAGACACCAGCCAUGGCCUGAGGAACCUCUACUUCCUGGACCCCAUUUGGUUAUCCGAGUGUCUACAGAGGAUCUUCAACAUUAAGGGCUCCCGGUCAGUGGCCAAAAAUGGAGUGAUUCGAGCAGAGGACCUCAGGAUGCUGCUGGUGGGGACAGGCUUCACGCAGCAGACCGAGGAGCAAUAUUUCCAGUUCCUGGCCAAGUUUGAAAUCGCACUGCCAGUCGCCAAUGACAGCUACCUCCUGCCUCACCUCCUUCCAUCCAAACCUGGGCUGGACACCCACGGCAUGAGGCACCCCACGGCCAACACCAUCCAGCGAGUGUUUAAGAUGAGUUUUGUGCCCGUUGGCUUCUGGCAAAGGUUCAUAGCACGGAUGCUAAUCAGCUUGGCCGAGAUGGACCUGCAGCUUUUUGAAAACAGGAAGAAUACCAAAAGCAGGAACAGGAAAGUCGCCAUUUACAGUUUUACAGGAAACCAGAGAAAUCGCUGUAGCACAUUCAGAGUGAAAAGAAAUCAGACCAUCUACUGGCAGGAAGGACUUCUGGUCACUUUUGACGGUGGCUACCUCAGUGUGGAAUCUUCUGAUGUGAACUGGAAAAAGAAAAAAAGUGGAGGAAUUAAAAUUGUCUGCCAAUCAGAAAUAAGGGACUUCUCAGCCAUGGCAUUCAUCACAGAUCAUGUCAACUCCUUGAUCGAUCAAUGGUUUCCCGCCCUGACGGCCACAGAAAGUGAUGGGACCCCACUCAUGGAGCAGUACGUGCCCUGCCCAGUCUGUGAGACAUCCUGGGCCUACCAUGCGGAUCCAAGUGAGAAAUCAGAGGAAGUGCAGUAUUUUGACAUGGAAGACUGCGUGCUGACAGCCAUUGAACGGGACUUCAUCUCCUGCCCCAGACACCCAGAUGUCCCUGUACCACUCCAGGAGCUGGUCCCCGAGCUGUUUAUGACUGACUUUCCAGCCAGGCUCUUCCUGGAGAACAGCAGGCUGGAACACAGUGAGGAUGAAAACAGUAUCCUGGGCCAGGGUGGCAGUGGCACCGUCAUCUAUCGGGCCCGGUAUCAGAGCCAGCCUGUGGCUGUGAAGAGAUUCCAGAUCAAGAAAUUCAAGAAUUUUGCAAAUGUCCCAGCAGACACCAUGCUGAGGCACCUGCGGGCCACAGAUGCCAUGAAGAACUUCUCAGAAUUCCGGCAGGAGGCCAGUAUGCUGCACGCCCUGCAGCACCCCUGCAUCGUGUCCCUGAUUGGCAUCAGCAUCCACCCGCUCUGCUUCGCCCUGGAGCUCGCCCCGCUGAGCAGUCUCAACACAGUGCUGUCUGAGAAUGCUAAAGAUUCCUCCUUUAUGCCCCUGGGACACAUGCUCACCCAAAAAAUAGCCUACCAGAUUGCCUCAGGCCUGGCCUACCUGCACAAGAAGAAUGUCAUCUUCUGCGACCUGAAGUCGGACAACAUCCUGGUAUGGUCCCUAGACGUCAAGGAGCACAUCAACAUCAAACUGUCUGACUACGGCAUCUCGCGGCAGUCCUUUCACGAGGGUGCCCUGGGUGUGGAGGGCACUCCCGGCUACCAGGCCCCGGAGAUCAGACCUCGCAUUGUGUAUGAUGAGAAGGUAGAUAUGUUCUCCUAUGGAAUGGUGCUCUACGAGUUGCUGUCAGGACAGCGUCCUGCAUUGGGCCACCACCAGCUUCAGAUUGCCAAGAAGCUGUCCAAGGGCAUCCGCCCGGUUCUGGGGCAGCCAGAGGAAGUUCAGUUCCAUCGGCUACAGGCACUCAUGAUGGAGUGCUGGGACACAAAGCCAGAGAAGCGCCCACUGGCCCUGUCUGUGGUGAGCCAGAUGAAGGACCCAACCUUCGCCACUUUCAUGUACCUGCUGCCCUGUGGGAAGCAGACGGCCUUCUUCUCAUCACAGGGCCAGGAGUACACCGUGGUGUUCUGGGAUGGAAAAGAGGACUCCAGGAAUUACACGGUGGUGAACACGGAGAAGGGCCUUCUGGAAGUCCAGAGGAUGACAUGUGCAGGGAUGAAGCUGAGCUGUCAACUCAAGGUCCAGAACUGGCUAUGGACAGCCACUGAGGACCAGAAAAUCUACAUCUAUAACCUCAAGGGCAUGUGCCCCUUGAACAUGCCUCAGCGGGCGUUGGACACUCCAGCCAUCGUCACUUGCUUCUUAGCAGUGCCUGUUAUCAAAAAGAACUCCUUCCUGGUGCUGGCAGGCCUGGCUGAUGGACUCAUGGCAGUGUUUCCUGUGGUGCGGGGUGCCCCGAAUGACAACUGCUCCUACCUGUGCUCGCACACAGCCAACAGGUCCAAGUUCCACAUCCCGGAUGAAGAUGCACGGCAGAACCCCUACCCAGUGAAGGCCAUGGAGGUGGUCAACAGCGGCUCUGAGGUCUGGUACAGCAACGGGCCUGGUCUCCUUGUCAUCAACUGCACGACUCUAGACAUCAGCAGGCGUCUGGAGCCCUACGUGGCCCCUUCGGUGGUCACGUCAGUCGUGUGCAGCUCGGACUGCAGGGGCGAGGAGGUCGUCUGGUGCCUGGAUGAUAAGGCCAACUCCUUGGUGAUGUACCAUUCGGACACCUAUCAACUGUGUGCCCGGUACUUCUGUGGGGACCCCAGUCCCCUCAGGGACAUGUUUCCCGUACAGUAUGCAGGCCCAGAAUCCCCAGGCAGCCUUGUAACCAGCCCGAGGGAGCCUGAGGGGGACUCCAUCACAGAUGUGAGCAUCAUGUUUAGCAAGGAGCUGGGUACACAGAUCUUGACACACCAGGACUCACUGACUGACUACUGCUCCAUGUCCUCUUACUCCUCGUCCCCUCCCCGCCGGACCACCAGCCUCCCAAGCUCCCCGGCCAGCUGUUCCAGUGUGCCUUUCUCUACCGACUACGAGGACUCAGACAGACUGCAGGAGCCUGGUGCUGCCUCCGAAAGGUCUGAGCACGACCUGACCCCUAUGGACGGGGAGACAUUCAGCCAUCACCUACAGGCUGUGAAGAUCCUCCCUGUCAGAGACCUCAUCUGGGUCCCCAGGCGAGGUGGUGAUGUCAUUGUCAUUGGCCUGGAGAAGGAUUCAGGGGCCCAACGGGGCCGAGUCAUUGCUGUCUUAAAAGCCCGAGAGAUGACUCCACAUGGGGUGCUGGCGGACGCAGCAGUGGUGGCAAAGGACACAGUAGUGUGUGGCUUUGAAAAUGAAAACACAGAGUGGUGCCUGGCUGUCUGGAGGGGCUGGGGCGCCAGGGAGUUUGACAUUUUCUACCAGUCCUACGAGGAGCUGGGCCGGCUGGAGGCUUGCACACGCAAGAGAAGGUAAUUGCUACAGAAGGGCCUUGGGCAGAGCUGGCUGGCCCGGGACUGCCACCUGGCCCCUCUGCUGCAGCCCUCAAAGGACCCGGGAAGAUGAAUGGAGUUCUCAUCUGCUGCUAAGAAGCACUGGGAAGUUACCUGCUUGGGCGGUGGUUUGGGAAUUCUCAGGUUCUGCAGGGCAGAGUUACCUAAGUACCCCGCCCCCCCCACCCCAUGCUGGUUUUACAACUCCAGGGAAGAUAGCAGGGUCUGGUGGAGACAGGCCUCCUCUUGUCUCCUCCAUGGGCUCCAGGAACAGGGGAUCGAGGACCCCUCUGGGCCUCCCUGGCAUAAUGGACCUUCCCAUUUUCAACUCUGGGUCUCAGAUGGAAUUACACUAAAGACUCUCAGUUGAGGAGCAGUUCAGGGCAGGGUGGGAGGAGGGCUGUGCCCUCUGUACCUUCCCCCCUCCCAGAGACCCCAGGCUCUCAGCCCAUUUCACAAGCCCCCAAGUCCCUGGAGUGUGGGGCCCAGCUUGGGCAAGCCGAGAUCAGAUGUCUCUGGCUCGGCAAAGGGUCUGUGUGAGAAACCCCCAGAAGAACCCUGAGCGAGGAGUGUCACCCAGUCAGGGGAAUGAAUGGGUUUCUUUAAGAGCCACAGCGGAAAGGCCAGUGCAAGAAGCACCCGCUGCUUUUAUAGUCGUCUUCUUCAACUAAAGGAAGGAGAAACCCAAUCAGAGGGCUAGAGAAAGGGCCUGUGUUUAUAGCUCGGUAAAAUAAACGUGGACACAGCUGGAGCCAAGGUCUGUUUGUUUGCACAUAAAAAUCUUGUUUAUCACUUUAUCAAAUUAAGUAAUAUCUCAGCGGUUAGGCCUCUGGUUGGGAAAUCCUAUCGUAUGGGGCUUAAACUGAAUUAUGGAUUUGCUAAAUAUUUUCUGUGCACACGGACAGCUGAGUAUGAAAAGUGAAGUUGUUACCAGAGGCUGUAUGGGGUACAACGAUGAGCGGUUUUUUAUAAAUUAUACAUGUCUGCAUCUUUGCCAAGAGUCACCGUUUGAGGCUGCUUAGCUCGGAACACAAGUUUAAACGUGAACUCUCCCGCCAGCUCACGUUGUUGGGCCUUGUCUGAAAUUAAAUUAUAAAAACCAAAUGUAAAAUUCUUCAGUGGAGGGUGCAAGCAGAUGUGAGUUCUUCUAUCUGAAAAUAAACAGA